UAAAAGUUUCUAAGACAAAAGAAGAAGAAGUACUGAAGCAUCAGUACAUAGAUGAUUACAAGCUAUCUUUAGCGACACAGGAGAGUAAACAACACUGUCUAACGGAGGCAGAAUGCCUCGUUAUGCUCAGCUGGUGAUGGGCCCGGCGGGCAGCGGGAAGAGUACCUACUGCUCGACCAUGGUCCAGCAUUCGCAGGCCUUCAACCGCUCAGUCCAGGUGGUCAAUCUGGACCCAGCAGCUGAGCACUUUGACUAUCCUGUCAUGGCUGACAUCCGUGAGCUCAUCCAAGUAGAUGACGUGAUGGAGGAUGAUUCUCUCAGAUUUGGCCCUAACGGAGGUCUAGUUUUUUGCAUGGAGUACUUUGCCAACAACUUUGACUGGCUGGAGGAGAGCUUGGGUCACGUUGAAGAUGACUACAUAUUGUUUGACUGCCCAGGUCAGAUUGAGCUUUACACACACCUCCCCGUAAUGAAGCAGCUGGUGGAACAGCUCCAGCAGUGGGAGUUUCGGGUUUGUGGGGUCUUUCUGGUGGACUCUCAGUUCAUGGUGGAGUCUUUUAAGUUUAUCUCAGGAGUCAUGGCUGCCCUGAGUGCCAUGGUUUCACUAGAGAUUCCUCAAGUAAACAUCAUGACAAAAAUGGAUCUGCUUAGUCCCAAAGCCAAGAAGGAAAUUGAAAAGUACCUGGAUCCAGACAUGUACUCAAUGAUGGAAGAUAACUCGGAUACCAUCAGAAGCACAAAAUUCAAGAAGCUAACCAAAGCUAUUUGUGGUCUGAUUGAUGACUACAGUAUGGUGAGAUUCCUCCCUUUUGACCGCACAGAUGAAGAAGGUAUUAACAUAGUUCUGCAACACAUCGACUUCUCCAUACAGUAUGGAGAGGACCUGGAGUUCAAGGAGCCAAAGGAGGUGGAUGAAGAGGCUGCUAACAUAAAUUAUGAUGAGAUUUUUGAAGACAAAGUGAGCAGCUGAGGGGUAGUAUGAAGACCGAAGACGUUCUGUCUGCAUAUGGAUGCCGGUGAAUGGACGUGUGGGGGAAAAAAAGGACUGUCAUGGAUGUCAUUUUUAUGUAUAAAGUUUUUCUUUCUGUUGUGGUGUCUCAAUAAAUUGAGAAAUUCAA
Amphiprion ocellaris (clown anemonefish) is the source of this 1118-nucleotide messenger RNA. It is a transcript of the gene gpn3, whose product is annotated as GPN-loop GTPase 3. NCBI's taxonomy places the organism in Eukaryota, Metazoa, Chordata, Actinopteri, Pomacentridae. The transcript is spliced from 8 exons. Gene Ontology annotation, molecular function: GTPase activity. Bases 113 to 970 code for a protein of 285 amino acids. The record is from RefSeq and is a predicted model, not a curated record.